Molecule: messenger RNA, 3022 nt
Organism: Dioscorea cayenensis subsp. rotundata (Guinea yam)
Lineage: Eukaryota; Viridiplantae; Streptophyta; Magnoliopsida; Dioscoreales; Dioscoreaceae
Product: long chain acyl-CoA synthetase 1-like
Exons: 19
Coding region: 845-2815 (656 amino acids)
Biological process (GO): cutin biosynthetic process; fatty acid metabolic process; wax biosynthetic process
Cellular component (GO): membrane; endoplasmic reticulum
Molecular function (GO): long-chain fatty acid-CoA ligase activity
Source: RefSeq, a predicted model, not a curated record
UAUUAAAAAUUCUAGUUAAUUUUUAACUGGAAUUCUUCAUCUCCGCCUUCCAUCUCACUUACAAUAUGAAGAUAUGAAAAUGGCAACAAAACAAGAAAGCCAAAGAUAAAUGUCUAAAUUUUUUGAAGAAACAUAAAUUGUUAUGUAUAUGUAUGUAUAUAAAUCAUAUGAAUGUCUUUGCCUGUCUGAAACUCUUCGGCAAGAGAUCAUUGUUUGGCCAAAAGCCUUCAUUAAAUUCUUCACAUGCACAUUCAUUUUUCUUCCUCUGUUGUUAAUUUCUUCCUAUCUUUUCAUAAAAAAAAGGACAAUACCUCCUAGUGAUAUGAAUUUAUGGACAUUCUGUACAACAUUAUGAUGGCCUAACAACAUCUCUAUUACAUAUUUAUACAGUGUUACGCUGAAAAAUUAUUUAACUUGUCACAGAAUCAAACAAACAUUAGCAUGAAUUUACUGCAUAUAUAUAUUUAUGUAUGAGCAAUAUGUAAGGAUAAGAAUGGCUGGUUUCAUUUAAUGGAGACGCAAAAAGAGUUUUACUAAACCUCAAGAAAGCGAACACCUUUAAUGCAACGCCAACCACUGGAUAUUUGCGAAAGAGACAUAUCUUGUGAUCACUGAUGUGCUAUAAAUCCAUGAAGAGUUCUACUGUUCUAUAAGACAUAGGAAUAUCAAUAUUAUUUUAUUAACAGCUAAAGAUUUUCUAAGUAUUUUCAUGGUGAAUCUGUGAUUGGUUAGAUAGUUCAUGCCUCUUUGAUGAGUUUCUUAUGUGCCUGAAUUUUCCACUUUGAAGGUCACUAAAGAGUGUUGCACUUUGUGUCAAGAAUUGUAAGUAAAAAAGAGAAGAACAAUGAUGAAAACUUGUGCUGUACAAGUGGAGAAUGGAAAGCAAGGUGAAAAUGACGAACCUUCGGUCGGUCCAGUGUACCGAAGUAUCCUCGCAAAGGAUGGCUUCCCACCUCCUGAUUCCAAUAUGAGCACCUCAUGGGAAGUAUUCAGAUAUGCAGCAGAAAAGUAUCCUCAAAAUAAAAUGCUUGGUUGGCGAGAAUUUACUAAUGAAAAGGCUGGACAUUAUUUAUGGAAAACAUACAAGGAAAUAUACGAGGAAGUGCUGAAUGCUGGUUCAGCUUUGCAGCAGCUUGGUGCACAAAGAGGUUCACGAAUCGGUAUCUAUGGAGUAAACUGUCCUCAGUGGGUGGUAGCAAUGGAGGCUUGCAAUGGGUAUAGUUUAAUCUGUGUUCCUCUCUAUGAUACUCUUGGGGCUGGAGCUGUUGAUUACAUAAUAGACCAUGCAGAAAUAGAGUUUGUGUUUGUGCAAGAUAAGAAAGUGGAACAACUGUUGUCCUCUGAUUGCAAUUCUGCCAAGAAACUCAAAGCAAUGGUUUCAUUCACUUUACUAACAAGGGAGCGAAGUUCUAAUGCUGCAAAAAAUGGAAUCAAAGUGUAUUCAUGGAAUGAGUUUCUCCAUAUGGGAAAAGAGUACCCAUGUGAUCCAUAUCCUCCUAGGCCUCUUGACAUUUGCACUAUAAUGUACACAAGUGGAACAAGUGGAAAUCCAAAAGGAGUCAUCCUCACUCAUGAAAACCAUGCAACAUGCAUAAAAGGAAUUGAUCUUUUCUUAGAGCAAUUUGAAGACAAGAUGACAGUGGAUGAUGUUUAUCUCUCCUUCCUCCCCUUGGCUCAUGUCAUUGACCGUGUGGUUGAGGAGUAUUUCUUCCACAAAGGUGCCUCUGUAGGCUACUAUCAAGGGGAUGUCAAUGCUUUGAGAGAUGAUCUCAUGGAACUGAAACCAACUGUUUUUGCCGGAGUUCCUAGAGUUUUUGAAAGAAUACAUGAAGGAGUUCUCAAGGCCUUGCAAGAACUCAGGCCACUGAGAAGGAUGAUCUUCAAUAUUUUAUACAAUCAUAAACUGUUCUGGAUGAGAUCAGGCUAUAAACACAAGAACGCCUCACCUUUGGCAGACUUCUUGGCAUUUCACAAGGUGCAUGCCCAAUUGGGAGGUAGAAUUCGUUUACUAAUAUCUGGUGGUGCUCCAUUGAGUACUGAGAUCGAAGAAUUCUUAAAGGUUACAAGCUGUGCUUUUUUCGUGCAAGCCUAUGGGCUAACAGAAACCUGUGGACCAAGUACAGCUGGAUUACCUGAUGAGAUGACCAUGGUUGGAACUGUCGGUGUUCCUUCUGCAUAUGUUGAUCUUCGGCUGGAAGCCGUGCCAGAGAUGGGUUAUGAUCCUCUUGGCAUUCCUUCACGGGGGGAGGUCUGCAUCAGAGGGAAGACUGUUUUCACUGGGUACUACAAGAACCCUGAGUUGACAAAAGAGGUCAUCAGAGAUGGCUGGUUUCAUACAGGGGAUAUAGGGGAGAUGAAUUCUGAUGGAGUGUUGAAGAUCAUUGACAGGAAGAAGAACAUCUUUAAGCUUUCUCAAGGGGAGUAUGUUGCAGUUGAGUACCUGGAGAAAGUAUACAGUUGUGCUUCAAUUCUUGAAGAUAUUUGGGUUUAUGGAGACAGCUUCCAAUCAAAGCUUGUGGCAGUGGUUAAUCCACAUGAAGGCAAUACGAGAAUUUGGGCAAAAUCAACCGGACACGCUGGUUCAUUCACAGAACUCUGCUCUCUUGAUGCCCUAAAAAAACACAUUCUCAAUGAGCUCAAGACAAUUGCCGAAAAGAACAAGCUGAAAGGUUUUGAGUACAUUAAAGGGGUUGUGCUUGAGCCUGUGCCCUUCAGUGUAGAAAGAGAUCAAGUAACUCCUACGAUGAAGAAGAAAAGAGCUCAGAUGCUAAAAUACUAUCAAGCUGAAAUUGAUAAAGUCUACAAGAAUCUCUGAUGAACUCCAAAUGUAUUCAAUACUAUGUAUCGAGAUUACCUUCUCGCUUUUAAUUUGAAUGAUGUUACGAUGUUUGUAUGAAACUAAUAAGUUGUAGACAUAUUGUGCCAUAAGCAUUAUGUCAAACCUAAGGUUCAUUGUGUGUCUGUUGUAUCGUUUCAUGUUUGAAAGAAAUAACAAUAAUAAAAAAUCUACCGGUUUUGAUCA